Messenger RNA from Cyprinus carpio (common carp), 2475 nucleotides. Its product is annotated as retinal homeobox protein Rx1. Gene Ontology annotation, biological process: positive regulation of transcription by RNA polymerase II. The record is from RefSeq and is a predicted model, not a curated record. Gene Ontology annotation, molecular function: DNA-binding transcription factor activity, RNA polymerase II-specific; RNA polymerase II cis-regulatory region sequence-specific DNA binding. Lineage: Eukaryota; Metazoa; Chordata; Actinopteri; Cypriniformes; Cyprinidae.
AGAGCAGUUGAGGUCGGUCGGGUUGUACAGUAGCAGACGGAGGCGUGCUCAUCGCCCGCAUGUGACCCGCUGCAGGGAGAAACAGGUGGAUGCGGGUCAGACUGGAGACGGAAAGAGCACAGAGCAUCUCGUGUCAGAGGUAAAAUCAAUCUGUUUUGGAUUCCUCCAUCAGAUCAAGUGGUUUUAUCAGCUGUAGGGCCCCAUCCCAGCCUUCGAAUGCAUUUGUCACUGGACACGAUGAACAUGGUGGAUGACAGUUGUCUUUCGCCCAGUAACUUCCACGAGAUGGUCAAAGCAGGGGGCGCGGCGGUGUGCACUCGUGUCCACAGCAUAGAUGUCAUCCUGGGCUUCAACAAAGACCAGGAUCCUUUGCUCAACCCUGGAGGCAAUGCUGUAGCACACAAAGUUGGAGAUGAAAGUCUUGGAGAUCCAGGGAAGCAGGAACAGCGGGUACAUCCCUACGGGCAUCUGCCACCCCUCAGGGAUGGUUCGGAGCAACCUACAUUUCACGAUUCUGACAUAUUCUCCAAUAAGUGUGACGGGGAGUUGGGCGAUCUGCGGAAGUCCAUUGAGAGUGACAGCAAGUCUCCAGAUUCAGCCGAUACAGAGCAACCCAAGAAAAAGCACCGCCGCAACCGCACAACCUUCACUACGUACCAGCUCCACGAGCUUGAGCGAGCCUUCGAGAAGUCCCACUACCCUGAUGUUUACAGCCGAGAGGAGCUGGCCAUGAAAGUCAACCUCCCUGAAGUUCGAGUGCAGGUUUGGUUCCAGAAUCGGAGAGCCAAAUGGAGGCGACAGGAGAAAAUAGACGCCAGCACUAUGAAACUCCAUGACUCCCCCAUGCUCUCCUUCAACCGCCCUCCAAUGCACCCCACUGUGGGCCACAUGAACAACUCGCUGCCCCUUGAUCCUUGGCUGCCCUCCCCUCUAUCCAGUGCCACUCCAGUGCACAGCAUCCCAGGGUUCAUGGGUCCUACACAAGGACUACAAGUGGGCUAUGCCAAUCAUGGUUUCCUUAGCCCACCCCAACCCAUGGCCCAAAGCAUGCAGCCCAUGGCGCCGCCUCCAUACCAAUGCCCUUCACCCUUCACUGACAAAUACCCUCUGGAGGACGUAGAUCAGCGCAGUUCAAGCAUUGCCACAUUGAGGAUGAAAGCUAAGGAACACAUCCAGUACAUGGACAAAACCUGGCCACCCAUGUGCUAAGACAGGGUACAUCUCUCUUUAGCUGCGGGCCUUCAUAUUUCUUGGUUACUAAUUGGUACUGAAGGCUACUCAAGAACCAUGUUUCUUGUAUUGGAUGGUUAUCUUAUUCUCCAGGUCAGAAAAGGUUGUGCCAGCGAAAUGUAGGCGCUAAAUGACUUGUGUGCCAUUUAUUUAUUUUUUUGCAACUGGAUAUAAAAAAAAAAAAACCUUCCAAUCAACUGUUGAGUCUGGAUGAGGAAAAACAUUCUGUUUCAUAUAUGUAUUUGUAACGCACACAUUGGCAUGUUUUAUUUCUUUCACUGUCCUAACAGGUUUGAUUGGUUUUGGAGUGGUUUCUAAAACCAGAGUUACUGAAAUGUGAAUAUGAGGGCGUGUUUUGCAUCACAUGAACUCUGUCUGCAAAUUCACACUUCCUCCUGAAGGACCAGAUGUUUUUGGUUUAAACAAAAGAUAAAUAUGGUCAGCGGUUAGAAAAGACCUCUUAGACAGGCAGCUGAUUUUAUCCAAACCCCUCUGUUUGAUCACAAAGGCAAGGCAAAGGGACAGAAAUUAUUGGUUUUGGGGGAAAAGUUUAUACGCCUCAGUGUUCAUUAGAGGCAAAUGCUUAUUGGCAGACCCAUCUCCUGUACGUGCAGAAGAACAGAAGGGGAAACUAUGCCAUCAUCCUUUCCUGACUCCCCCUUUGUUUGGGCCAGUUGAUGUAAGUCUGAUCUUUUUGUUUCAGCUUUUUUAGAGGGAAAGACUGUCAGAGACUGUCACUUUAAGACUCCAAUCAAGAUCAGAAGGUUUUUUAGAUAAAACACCAUCAUUGUGCUUUAAGUCUCACUUUAUGAUGACUCAGAGAAUAAUUAACCUUCAAAACAGACCUGGCUUCAAAGGACCAAUGUCAUGUCCCACAAACACGCAAGUGGGAUUCGCUGCUUAUUUUUGAAAGGAAACUCACUCAGUUCAUGUUGCCAGAGUUUUUGUAGCAAUAAAUCAUGUGUAGUUGUGUUUGACUAACAAAGUUAUGGACAGCUAGAUAUUGACUCCUGUCAGGAAAGGUAUUAAACUUUAAAAUUGAUUGAAUUACUCAUUUGAACAAACUAUGCUUACUAAUAAUGUUUUAAGAUUAGCUGUAUAAAGAUAUCAAGGACGAAGAGUUUGUAGAUGUUAUGAAUAUAUACAGUUGAUUGAACUGUAUAAGCCAGUUGUUUUUUUGUUUAAUGUUGCUUCCCACAGUUCUGUUAUGAGGCCCUUUGGGCAAAAUGUUAGUUUACAAUCUGA